Molecule: messenger RNA, 1882 nt
Organism: Stylophora pistillata
Lineage: Eukaryota; Metazoa; Cnidaria; Anthozoa; Scleractinia; Pocilloporidae
Product: synaptotagmin-7
Biological process (GO): synaptic vesicle endocytosis; calcium ion-regulated exocytosis of neurotransmitter
Cellular component (GO): plasma membrane; exocytic vesicle
Molecular function (GO): SNARE binding; clathrin binding; calcium-dependent phospholipid binding
Source: RefSeq, a predicted model, not a curated record
GUCGAUGUAAAGUCGUAGGAAAAUAUCUUCGGACCAAACGAACUGAAGAGUAAUUCACCACAAUAAACGCCACAUUACUUCAAAUGAGGCCAAAAGUAAGCGACUGCAUACAACAACAAUAAUCAGCAGAAGACGAACGAAGCUUUACGCAAGAAAAAAAAAAAAAACAGCGACAACGAAGGGAACUCCGAGGAUCAUAAACAGACUUGUGAUUGCCGUAACAUCAUGGGAAAUGACAUUUCCAAUUUACGUGCUCCUAUCACGGUUAAAAACAAAACAACAAAGUCGAUCCCUGCUAAAGGUCCUUGUGAGUUUGAAAUUCCCAAGCGGUACGACCCGAAUGAAAGGCGAGACUCAAAUAUUUCCAACAACAAAAUCACCAUUCAGGAAAUAGAUAUGGCUAUUUAUUCUAACCCUGAGAUAAACGAACACAUGGCAGCACCAGCUCCCUCCCCUCCCCCACUUGGGACGGUACUGUUCGAGAUUCGCUUCGACAUCUACGAGGAACAACUAAACAUUCAUCUGAUUGGGGCGCGAAGGCUCCCGGUCAGACACUUGGUGACCGAGCCGGGCGUGGCCUCGCAUGGCGGUGUCAUCAAAAGUGAUCCAAUGGUUGAAAUUUGUCUGCUUCCUGAAGAGAAACCUGUCUUUGAGAGUUACACUCACUUUGGUAAUCAGGAUCCACAGUUUAAUGAAAAUUUUUCCUUCAAGCUCACGUCCGCCGAAGUGAACGAGAAAACUUUGCGCUUUACUGUAUUUGACAACAAACGGCGGCAUAGACUUACGCCGAUAGGUCACACACUGUACUCUCUGAAGGGACAAGAGUUGGACGGAGCUAUGACAAUGGAGAGAAAUCUUAAACUUAACUCACAGCCCUAUGGCCACACUCGCGGCGAAAUUUUGUUAUCACUGGACUAUAACCCGGCAAUGAACACAAUCAUGGUGGGAAUCAUAAAAGCGAGAAACCUGAUACACUUUGACGCUCAUUCAAACAAAGAAUUUUUUGUCAAAAUCACAGAAGUCUUUUCUGGACAUAAGGUAAAGACAAAACGUACUCCUACCACAGACGGAGAGAAACACCCAAUUUUCCAUAGCACCCUCUCGUUCCAGGUCCCUGUCCAACGUCUUAGCUACACGAGCCUGGUACUGACUCUCUUGGGACGCGGAAAAAUGAGAAGCAAAAAGACAGUUGGCCGCGCCAUCCUGGGGCCUGGUAUUUAUGAGUGCGAUAGCGAGAGAAGUCACUGGGGACGAAUGAUCAUGUCACCGCUGAUGAGGGUGGAACAAUGGCACGCACUAUACUUAUAACAGUAAAAUGUCUACGAUGCGUUCUUGUAUACAAUUACUUUUGAGAAGUAGAUCACGCACUAAAAUCCAAUCAAGGAUUGUUACAUAGACUUGAGGUCUCGUAGGCAAAGCAGCUUUCACGUCUAAACUGUUGUAGUUAUUAGAGGUCUAACUGACCGUGAUCUAAAACAAGGAGUCUGGGUGUCAAAAAAUAAUGUUUUGUACGUAUGAAAUUCACGGCGAACGGCAAACGUAAAAAAAAAUCACUUUAUUUUCCUCACUUUUACUCAACUUACUUUUAGGAUAAAAAAAGUGAAACAUCGAAUCAAAUUCCUCAUUCACAGUAAACUCAAUUUGUACUUUUUAAUAUACAAACGCCCGUGAGCAGACGAAAAAAGAUCGAAUUUGCUUUUGCCGCUCACCGUUUGCCAUCGAUAUCAUUUGUCCUAUGAAACGUCAAGUCGGUCCAUUUUAUCGUCAUUAUUAUUAUUAUUAUUAUUAUUAUUAUUAUUAUUAUUAUCAUUAUUAUUAUUAUCAUUUUACUCAUUGCGUUUUUAUACCUGUUUAUGCUUAAUCUCUGACCUUCCGUUUUGAA